AUGAAAGAUUUGACACAUUAACUUCCAUUUUGUUUUGCCUAGAAACUAUACUGUUGUUUUUUGUCAUUCAUUAGAGGAGGAACUGAAGUUGUUUUACAAUACAUCAGACUAUUUUUGGGCUCAAUGGGAUACUACUGAUACGAUGCAGACACAGUCUGAAUGGCUUGUCCACUACUUGUCAAUUCACAACAAAAGUGUCAAUCAUUUUGGGUUUGAACAAACAGUGAUUGUCUACACUAUCACCAUGAAGAGAAGGUCAGAACUUUAUGUUGCAAACUUCCUGCUGCCCAUUUUUUUCUUUUUGUGUCUGGACUUUGCCUCCUUCCUCAUGUCAGACACUGGGGGUGAGAAAGUUGGCUUCAAGGUCACAGUCCUACUUGCUGUCACUGUGAUGCAGCUUAUUCUUGUUGACAUUCUGCCCCCAUCCUCAAACACAAUUCCUCUUAUAGAAAUCUACUGCAUUGGAGCUUUUACUCUGAUGAUGCUAAGCCUCAUGGAAACCAUUUUGGUGAUGUAUUUUAAAGACAAAGACAGAACUUUAAUAGACAAGAUAGAAGUAAACCAAAAACUGAUUGAGAAUACAGAUGAUAAACUGAAUCCACUUCUGUGCUGUUGUACAGGAAUUAAUAAAAAGACUUGUACAUCAGCUGAGGAUGCUGCCAAAGAAGUUCAUUCUUUUUCUAAUGAGGGUAGCAGCGGUCCCCACACCGAGGUGUCAUGUGUAAUGGAAAAAGUCAGUGAAGAGCUUGCUGAAAUGAAGAAAUUGAUAGGUGAGAUGCCUGGCUACUGGCACAAAACGGCUGAAAAAAUCCACAAAUGUUUUACCAUUUUCUACAUUAUAGCAGUUCUUCUGUUUUUGAGUACACUUUUUUAUAUGUGGCAAUGAUCAUGAAUAAAAAAUAAGAAAACACUCAGUGACCUGGCGGUGAUGUCAUGGUGGUAAAACUGCAUUCCCUGAUGUGAGACUUAUGUCUGGCUCAAAUCCAAGUCCAAGUCUCCAACUCUGAGUGAAUUAUAUCUGGCUAAACCACAUAUCUACAUCUGCAGCUUUCUCUGAUCUGAUCACACAGCUAUGCUCCUUGAAAUGGCUAUUAGUUACUUAUAGAAUUGUUACUGAAGGGCUACUAGUAGUUUAUAAACAUCUCAACUUAAUGGAUCUGAAAUGCAUGUCUAGUUACCUGGCAGAGCUCUGAAAUUUGUUGAAAGCAGUUGGAUGGUUGAGCUCUGGUUGAACCAAAAAUAAUAAAGCCGCUAUACUGCACACAGAUGGAACACGUUUACCAAUUGGCUCAAAAGUGACCUAAAUGUUUUCAAAGUCAAAAUUUUCCGUUUUCUGAUACUUGGAGAUGCUUGACCAUCUGAACUCAGACAUUUCUGUUAGCAGAGGUUUCAUUUUUGUUUGGUUUCUUGUUUUAACUUUAAAUGUCUUUUUUUAUUCAAAUUAUUUUAGCAUUUUUAAGGAUGUCAAUUUUCUAUUGACACUUUAUUUCAAUAGAUGCUAAAUACAAUUUUCUCCAUUGUAUUUGCAUGUGGCACUCAAUUGUAUGUGACAUUUGGUUGAUGAUUCCCAGAACUAUUAUCCACAUUAAAUACAGGAUGCAUUUAAGUGUUUUUGGUCUAUA
This is a messenger RNA of Oryzias latipes (Japanese medaka), 1622 nucleotides long. RefSeq names its product 5-hydroxytryptamine receptor 3A-like. NCBI's taxonomy places the organism in Eukaryota, Metazoa, Chordata, Actinopteri, Beloniformes, Adrianichthyidae. Gene Ontology annotation, cellular component: membrane. Gene Ontology annotation, molecular function: transmembrane signaling receptor activity; extracellular ligand-gated monoatomic ion channel activity. The record is from RefSeq and is a predicted model, not a curated record. Gene Ontology annotation, biological process: monoatomic ion transmembrane transport.